CGUGACUAUACCCGUGACUAUAAUUAAAAUUUAAUUUUUUCAACUCCCUUAACUUAAUUCGCAACGGCAUUAUGUACGGAUAAUUUUAGUCACGGCCAUAUCCGUGACUAGUUCCGUGACUACUUUGAUUAACACGUCAUUUACACGUCAUUAACACGUGUUGGACGCGUAUUGGACACGGUUUUGCUUAGUGACGGACAAAUCCGUGACUAAGUCCGUGACUAAAUUUUUUAUAUAUGCAGGAGCAGCUCAUUGAACAGAACCACACCAAUUCAUUCCCAGUAUAUACAGUAUCCGUUUGAAAGAUCGAAGGAUGUAGUCUAUCUUCUAUCAUUUUCCCUGUUUAUGCAGAUAAGCGUUUUGGAUGCGGCAUCCCUCCGGAGACUACAAGAGUCUGUUCCCAUUCUGAUGUGUAAUCUGAAAAAAAUAAUGCCACCAUCGUUUUUCGAUACAAUGGAACAUCUCAUAAUACAUCUUCCGUAUGAGGCUUUGACUGCUGGGCCCGUCUUCUAUCGGUGGAUGUACAGAUUUGAAAGAUUUCUAGGAGAGCUGAAAAAGAAAGUGACCAACAAGGCACACGUUGAGGCUUCAAUUUGUCAAGCGUAUCUUCAACAAGAAAUCUCAACGUUCUCGUCUUUUUACUUCGAGCGUGACGUCAUCACCAGAAGGAAGAGACCUGCCCGGAACGAUGACAUUGGCGAGGAUUUAUAUGAAAAUGUAGUUUCCAUCUUCAAUUACCCAGGCAGAGGUAAAGGUGCUGCGACACAACGAUACAUCCUGGGUGGGGAAUUGCAAAUUGCGCAUACUUAUAUCCUCAUGAAUUGUCCAGAAAUCUCACCAUUUUAUUAUGAAUUCCGAGCUUCUUUAUCAGCCUUUCCUGAGAAUGAAAUUGAUGCGUUGGUGGACUCUGAUUUUGUAAAUUGGUACAAGUAUCAGAUCAAUAGUCGUGGGAUUGUCGACCCUUUGUUACUAUCAUUAGCGUGGGGCCCAAGUGCCAGUGCCAAAGUGUGGCGGCAAUAUGUGAUAAACGGUUACACAUAUCACACAGCCGAUUACGGACAUGGUCGACCAACA
Cuscuta epithymum is the source of this 1074-nucleotide messenger RNA. NCBI's taxonomy places the organism in Eukaryota, Viridiplantae, Streptophyta, Magnoliopsida, Solanales, Convolvulaceae. The record is from the annotation of a GenBank genome assembly.